Molecule: messenger RNA, 462 nt
Organism: Stylonychia lemnae
Lineage: Eukaryota; Ciliophora; Spirotrichea; Sporadotrichida; Oxytrichidae
Source: the annotation of a GenBank genome assembly
AUGGCACUAGGAUUUUGUUUAGGAGGACUAGCUUCCUUCCUCUUAGGCCCAUCCAAAUUUUUUCACAUUCCAUCUAAUUCAUAUAUCAUUGGAAUAUCCUUGCUGGUAAUGGGAUUUAGUGGACCUCUUACCUUCGUGCCUUGUAUUCCUGAAGUAAUGGAUAAGAUGGAGAAAAUAUUAAUCAAUUUCUAAUACGAUAAGAAUCUUUUGGCAGAUAAAUCAUCAGCUCUAUAUGUUGCUAGUUAUUCAUUUGGAUUAAUUAUAUCACCAAUCCUUGCUGGAUAUCUUGCAGAUUAAUAUGGUAUCAACAUUGCAUGUGGGCUUCUUGGAGCUGGAUCUUUUGCAUUUGCUUUACUUUUGAUCUUAGUAUCAACUAAAACUCAUUAUUAAAAUUACCUCUAGCUUGAAAAUUUAAGCCAUUAAUAAGAUAUACAACCAAAAAACAAUCUACAAGGUAAUUGA